CCUGCAACCUAUAUGUGUAUGCUCAACCGUUUCGCAGGUACUUUGCUGGAGAAAUUAUUGGAAACAUUUUGGAACUGGAGCCGCGUCAGUGGAGGAGACCGAGACGGAUAGACUUUCGGAUGAACUCUGAGCGCGUGACUGAGUUUAGGAAGAAGUAUGCCAAGUUUGACUGGACGGGGAUGAUCGGGAAAUAAUGUAUUGUGUAUCUUUGGACUGAAGACUGGUUGCGAUCCUUUCGACUGUGGUGGGCUCGCCAAAUCUCGAUUUAUUAAGCAAGAUGGAGCUAGCAGCAAGUUGAAACGACCGCCUACAACCGCGCUUGAUCAAAGUACGGGCAAUCCUCGCGGUUGAAGAACGUGGAGCUGUCAUGGUGAUUAUUGCCGAUGCUUCUCUUGACGGCGUAUAAAGAGGGCCGUGACGCACGCUCAGUCUCUCCUUCCCGCCUUUGAGCUUUGGGUGAUACCUACACAUGUUUUGGUUCUGGUUUUUGGCCUUUACUUCUCUUUAUUGUGCUCACGCUGCCGAGAGUGAUGUAGCCUGCGAAACAGAAAAGGUCGCUUCAGCUUGGUUCGCUGGAUGGCAUGCCAAUGACGGGUUUGACGUCAAUGAUAUUCCUUGGUCAAAAUACACUGAGGUGACCUUUGCAUUUGCUGAGACGACGCCAGAUGUCAACGUUGUUUCUUUCAAUGGAUCAGGUUCUCAGGACUUGCUCCCUCGAUUUGUGGCAGCAGCACACCAAAAUGGAGUCAAAGCGAAAGUCUCAGUAGGCGGGUGGACAGGGUCCCUUUAUUGGUCUUCGAAUGUUGCAAAUGAAAACCGCACUGCUUGGGUAAAGACCCUUACCGAUCUCGUAGACAAAUACGACCUCGACGGACUUGACUUUGACUGGGAAUACCCAGGUAAACAGGGAAUAGGCUGUAACACCAUUAACGCCAACGACACCCAGAAUUUCCUCGCCUUCCUCCAAGAGCUCCGGGAACAUCCCAGCGGCGCCAACCUCACGCUUUCUGCCGCAGUUUACAUUACUCCGUUUACUGACUCAAACGGAGAGCCAUCGACGGACGUAACAGCAUUCGCCGAAUACCUCGACUAUGUGGCUAUCAUGAAUUAUGAUAUCUGGGGCUCUUGGAGUGCCACCGUCGGGCCUAACGCUCCCCUUAAUGACUCGUGUGCACGCCCGGAGAACCAGAUGGGCUCCGCCGUCUCCGCCGUGUCAUCAUGGACUGCGGCUGGUUUCCCCAGCGAGCAGCUUCUUCUCGGUGUCGCAGCCUAUGGGCAUAGUUUCGGUGUAAUCAAAGCUGACGCGUUCCCCGAGAGUUCGGAUAUUCUCGCUCUAUACGCACCUAUUAAUUCCUCCGCCCAUCCUGCUGGCGAUUCAUGGGACGAUACCGAGGUCGGCGUCGACGUUUGUGGUGCUCCUACAACGAUAAGUGGAGUCAUCGACUUCUGGGGACUCGUUGAGCAAGGUUACCUCACUGAAAGUGGAGACGUUGUAGAUGGUGUGCCCUAUGUAUUCGAUAAUUGCAGCCAAACGCCCUUUGUCUACAACACUACCUCUGAAGUGAUGAUAUCCUACGACAACCCUGAGUCUUUUGCAGCUAAAGGACAGUUUAUCGCUGACAUGAACCUGGCUGGCUUUGCUAUGUGGGAGGCAGGAGGCGACUACCACAACAUUCUACUAGAUUCUAUUCGUGGAAAGUUAUUCGCAUAGCCUUCUGUUAUAACCAGUCGUUUGAUUCUAUAUGGCAAGGAUGAAUAUUUAUCACUAAUCCUUCCUAAAUGACUCUGCUGCCGCAUGCUCGCCAGAGGACGGCAACCACAACGUCACUGCGGUUCCCCAUCCAUGCUUUAAAACCUAUGACCGCCGAUUUUAUUUUCAAAAACAAAAAAAGACCAGACAAUCAGAACGCGGCUUACAACCUAAUAUUCACAAUUCCGCAUCGUGUAUGUACAAUCAUACAACAUCCGGGAUAUCAAGACCCGCUGCCUUCGCAACCUGGAUAACUUUCUCGGCCUGCCGCGAACAUGUGAGUGUCCACACACGGGUCAGAUUAGAGUAUC
Molecule: messenger RNA, 2061 nt
Organism: Desarmillaria tabescens
Lineage: Eukaryota; Fungi; Basidiomycota; Agaricomycetes; Agaricales; Physalacriaceae
Product: glycoside hydrolase family 18 protein
Exons: 5
Coding region: 470-1711 (413 amino acids)
Biological process (GO): chitin catabolic process; carbohydrate metabolic process
Cellular component (GO): extracellular region
Molecular function (GO): chitin binding; chitinase activity
Source: RefSeq, a predicted model, not a curated record